This is a messenger RNA of Fusarium coffeatum, 663 nucleotides long. RefSeq lists its product as uncharacterized. Bases 1 to 663 code for a protein of 220 amino acids. The transcript has a single exon. Lineage: Eukaryota; Fungi; Ascomycota; Sordariomycetes; Hypocreales; Nectriaceae. The record is from RefSeq and is a predicted model, not a curated record.
AUGGGCACCAAAACAAGAACAUGGGACAUUCGCUCUGCCUUGGUCAAUUCAGUUAUUAGUACUCAACUCGAAGCUUCUCGCGAAAACGCCCAAGCGAACCAGCAGAAUAUUGCCAAGCGAUGGCAAAAUUGCUCAACCGAAAGCUUGGAUCAGGAGGACUGGCCGCCUUCCCCGGAAUUCACCCCAGAGCUUAACGACGAAGGUCUCACGACUGGCGACUCAAUUGCUUUCAUUCGCAAGUCGGACCCUCGCGCUGGUGGCACGUAUCUUAUUCUCGAUGUCGCGCGGAAUAGAGCUUUGACAUGCCACCAAGGCCAAGUCCGUCUCGAACCGAUCAACCUCGACAACAAGAGUAUCUCGGAGAAAGCUCAAUGGUCAUGUACCGAACGCAACGGCUUCAAAGGCUUCCAGAACGUCGCCGGCGGCGGAUUUCUGGGACACGACGUCUGGUGGCAUUUCCGCGGCAAUGCUUCGGCGCAUAGUCUUUGGGAAAGCUUCACUAUUGCUAGACGCGAUGGGGGUCUGUACUGGUUGCAGAUUUUGCACUGGUGGACGCAGUGGCAGGUCUCUGCGAGUGAGGAGGGGAAUGGAGUUUAUCCGGAGUUGGAGGGUGGUACGUCUUGGGAGUUUGUCAAGGUUUUGAAUAUGGGUGAUGGGAUUUGA